This is a messenger RNA of Oryza sativa Japonica Group (Japanese rice), 1124 nucleotides long. Lineage: Eukaryota; Viridiplantae; Streptophyta; Magnoliopsida; Poales; Poaceae. The record is from RefSeq and is a predicted model, not a curated record.
GCCAUGUCAGAUGAAGACCGGGUCAAAUUAGACACGUAGGUGCCAUGUCAGCCAAAACCACCGAGGGACCUUUUUUGUCCGGUUUUCGUAUGUUGGGGGACGGGUUGUACCCGGUUUUGUGGUCAAGGGACGAAAAUCGGACUGGGCGAUAAAUAGAGGGACCCUAAGUGAACUUAGUUCCCCAGUGCUUUCAUGAUGCCCAGUGGGCUUGGGAUAACCAAAUUGGCCGACGGGCCAGUGCUUUUGUGAUGCCCGCGAAAGAAAAGGUCCACUUUUACUCCCUUAAAUUUAGGUCCAAUCUAAGGAAAAAGUACACCGAAGAUCCCUCAAUUUGUCGUUGAGAUACAAAAUCGUCCCCCAACCACACAAAAUCAGAUACCGGGCAUCCCUCAACUAACAAAACCGUUACUUUAGAUCUUUCGAUGGUUUUGACCCCGUUUUAUCCGACGUGACGGCUGAGUCAGCAUGGGACCUGCGUGGGCCCCACAUGUCAGCGGGGCCACGUUGGCCUCCUCUGUCUUUUCCCCUCUUCUCUCCCUCCCUCAUCUCUCUCUCACUUCUCUGCUCUGCGUUCUGCAAUGCGGGAGAGGAGGCGGCGGCGACGAUGGCGUCGCACGAGGCGGAUGGGUGCGCGGAGGAGGGAGGGGACGAGACCCACGAGGCGGCGACGGGGGAGGGCUACGCGCGGGCGGCGGGGCAGCCGCUGCUGGUGCCGCUCAAGUGCGGGUGCCCCUCCCGCUCGCCCAAUGCAUACUCGCCUAUGCAGUACCAGAUCAACGCCGGCGACACCUUUUGGAUCGUCUCCACCACCAAGCUGCAGAACUUGAAGCAGUACCAGGCCGUCGAGCGGGUGAACCCCACGCUGGUACCCACCAACCUCGGCAUUGGCCAGAUCGACAUGUUCCCCGCCGCUUGUUCCCCUCCGUUCCCCGCUGCGUGUUCCCCUCCGUUUGUCGCCGCAGCCUGGUCGCCUCCCUCCGAACGCUGCCGCUGCCUGGUCGCGGGAGGGCGUCGGCAGCAACACCAGACCUACCCAAUAAAUUAUUUUUGAUUUUCACCAUCAAUUCACUAGCAAUGGCCAAGCUAGCCCGAGCAAAACAAAAAAAAAAAAGUCAUGUACAGAC